UUGGGCAGCCACUCUUAUAAAUAACCCUUUGUUGUCUUCCCGCAAUUAGCAGGUGCAGAAUAUAGGGAAAUUCUCAACCUCUCAUCUCUUCUUCCCUGAAUCUCUCUCUGCAUCUACUGUUCUUCUCUUUCUCUUCUAUUCUCUAUUCUUUUCUUGUCUCUCAAUCAGUCUAUCUAUUGUUCCUUCAUUUUAGAAGCAAAAAAGGAAAAAUCCCCCCAAAAAAUCGAAAAUUACAGAGACCCAUAAAGGGGGAAAAGAAUUGAAGAUGCGUUCUUUGGAGGAUGAGCUCUUUCCAUCAACUCCUGGUAAGGUGAAGAUCGAAAGAGCCCACACAAUCAAUCGCCAGUUCCAUCGAUGUUUCGCUUCAACAAGUGUUAUGUUUCUCUGGGCUCUCUUCUUAAUCGCUCUUACCGCUUCUUAUCUCAGUUUCCAAAGCUUCGUCGACUCAGGUAGUCGUUAUUUUGCUGCUUCUUGGGGUGGUAUCCAAUGGGAAAAACAGGUCAGAACCUCCGCCCAGAUCCGCCGUUCCGGUGGUAUGGCGGUGUUAGUAACCGGCGCCGCCGGUUUCGUCGGCACUCACUGCUCCCUCGCCCUUAAAAAACGCGGCGAUGGCGUUGUGGGUCUCGAUAAUUUCAACAAUUAUUACGACCCAUCUCUGAAAAAAGCUCGAAAAGGUCUUCUCAACAACCAUGGCGUCUUCAUCGUGGAAGGAGAUAUAAACGAUGCUCGUCUCCUUGCGAAGCUCUUCGACGUCGUUGCCUUCACACAUGUUCUACAUCUCGCAGCCCAAGCCGGCGUAAGGUACGCAAUGGAGAACCCUGGUUCCUAUGUUCACAGCAACAUCGCAGGUCUUGUAACACUAUUGGAAACCUGCAAAUCUGCGAACCCUCAACCGGCGGUGGUUUGGGCAUCGUCUAGUUCGGUUUAUGGGCUCAACGAGAAGGUUCCUUUUUCCGAGUCAGACCAAACGGACCAACCGGCGAGUCUCUACGCGGCAACGAAGAAAGCCGGGGAAGAGAUCACACACACAUACAACCACAUCUACGGUCUGUCCAUAACCGGUUUAAGAUUCUUCACGGUUUACGGUCCAUGGGGUCGACCGGAUAUGGCUUACUUCUCUUUCACCCGAAACAUCCUUCAAGGGAAGCCGAUCACCGUUUAUCGAGGUAAGAACCGGGUUGAUCUAGCGAGAGAUUUCACUUACAUCGAUGAUAUCGUGAAGGGAUGUUUAGGAUCGUUGGAUACAGCGGGAAAGAGUACAGGUAGUGGAGGAAAGAAACGUGGAGCUGCACCGUAUCGGAUCUUUAACCUUGGGAAUACUUCGCCGGUAACGGUACCGACACUUGUCAGUAUACUUGAGAGACAUUUGAAGAUGAAAGCAAAGAAGAAUAUUAUUGAUAUGCCAGGUAAUGGAGACGUACCGUUCACCCAUGCUAACAUAAGCCAUGCGCGUACUGAACUCGGGUAUAAACCUACCACUGAUUUACAGACUGGAUUGAAGAAGUUCGUUAGAUGGUAUCUCUCUUACUACGGUUACAAUCACGGUAAAGCUGUAAAUUGACUUUUUUACCCCUUUUCCCUUCUUUUUGGGGGAAUUCAAUUUUUUUCUUUCCUUUUAUUUAUUUUUUUUCUUUUCCUUUAAUUGUGAAAAGGAAAAAAAAUCAAAAAACAACUUAAAGAUUCUUUGCUCGGGGAGAAGGGCAUUGAAGAAAGCUUUAUCCUCCUUUUUUUUUUUUUUUUUUUUUUUUGUGGUGAGUUGGGAGUGUUUUGGGGGUUUCAGACCUCUGGGGUCCACAUGAUCAUUAUAUUUUACGAAUUACGGAAAUUUUGGAAUUUCUUUCAUUUA
Messenger RNA from Macadamia integrifolia, 1846 nucleotides. Its product is annotated as UDP-glucuronate 4-epimerase 1. The record is from RefSeq and is a predicted model, not a curated record. The coding region runs from base 266 to 1561 and encodes 431 amino acids. Lineage: Eukaryota; Viridiplantae; Streptophyta; Magnoliopsida; Proteales; Proteaceae. The transcript has a single exon.